CCCAACCGCACGGGCAGUGACCCUAAUCUUCAACAUCCCGUCACCAUCAUCCAAACCCACUAUCAUCAUCACUCACCACCACCACUACCACCAACAACAUCACCAAACAAACCACCCAAAAUGGCCUUCGAAACCAAAGCCACCAUCGCCUCCUUCGGCGGCAAGCUCUACAAGCUGACCCACCAAUCCACCGAAACCACCACCCCCAUGGCCGUGAACCUCUACCUCCCCCCGCAAGCCCUCACCCCCACCCCCACCAAAGUCCCCCUCCUGAUCUACCUCUCCGGCCUAACCUGCACGCCCGAGAACUGUUCCGAAAAAGGCUUCUUCCAGCACCGCGCCUCGCAACUCGGCCUGGCCAUCCUCUACCCGGACACCUCCCCGCGCGGGCUCAACCACCCGGGCGAGACGGCCUCCUGGGACUUUGGCGCCGGCGCCGGUUUCUACAUCGACGCGACCCAGGAACCCUGGAAGAACGGCUACCGCAUGGAGAGCUACAUCACGCGCGAGCUGCCGCAGACCCUCUUCGCCGACGCCACGUACGGCGCCGCGCUGGACGCCUCGCGUGUCUCCAUCACGGGCCACUCCAUGGGCGGGCACGGCGCGCUGACGCUGUACCUGAAGAAUCCGGGCAUGUAUAAGAGCGUGAGCGCGUUCGCGCCGAUUGCGAACCCGGGGAAGUGUCCGUGGGGCGAGAAGGCGUUUACGGGGUAUUUGGGCGGGGAUAGGGAGGGGUGGAAGAGGCAUGACGCGAGUGAGUUGGUGAAGGGGUGGGACAAGGGGGUGGACUUGAAGGCGUUGGUGGAUGUGGGCACGGGGGAUAAUUUCUAUAAGCAGGGGCAGUUGCUGCCGGAGAAUUUGGAGAAGGCUGCUGCGGAGGCGGGGGUGAAGGGGUUGACGGUGCGGUAUCAGGAGGGCUACGACCACUCGUACUACUUCAUGGCUAGCUUUAGCGAUGACCACGUCAACCACGCGGCGAAGCAUCUGGGGCUGUUGUAAGGGAUGGAUCGGGGUUGAGGGUUUGAUUGGAAUAUGUGGUUGAUGAGGUAUGAACGGGCCACCCGUAUUGGAAAGGGGUGGCGGAAUAGAUACAUGAAACAGCAAGGUAGGAACGAUACGAUAUAACCACCGGUAUACAACUUUCAUAUCCCACCAUUCAAAAACAAAAUACCAACCGCAACAACGCCAUAUCCAUGAAUGAUGUCCCUUCGAGCAUGCCACACCCCCCUCACCCACCCCGUCAGCUAACCCUCUUCUCGACCUCCCCAAAC
Molecule: messenger RNA, 1271 nt
Organism: Chaetomium fimeti
Lineage: Eukaryota; Fungi; Ascomycota; Sordariomycetes; Sordariales; Chaetomiaceae
Product: Alpha/Beta hydrolase protein
Exons: 2
Coding region: 121-999 (292 amino acids)
Biological process (GO): formaldehyde catabolic process
Cellular component (GO): cytosol
Molecular function (GO): S-formylglutathione hydrolase activity
Source: RefSeq, a predicted model, not a curated record